This is a messenger RNA of Cordyceps militaris CM01, 3000 nucleotides long. Its product is annotated as metal ion resistance protein/transporter (Zrc1), putative. The transcript has 12 exons. Lineage: Eukaryota; Fungi; Ascomycota; Sordariomycetes; Hypocreales; Cordycipitaceae. Gene Ontology annotation, biological process: intracellular zinc ion homeostasis; DNA-templated transcription; zinc ion transmembrane transport. Gene Ontology annotation, cellular component: membrane. The record is from RefSeq and is a predicted model, not a curated record. The coding region runs from base 1 to 3000 and encodes 999 amino acids. Gene Ontology annotation, molecular function: zinc ion binding; zinc ion transmembrane transporter activity; DNA binding.
AUGACGCUCAAAAUCACGCGAAUUCAACGCCUGAGUGCCGUAAUCGGCAUCUCUUUAUCAUUCUUCAUCGCCGAAAUAUCAGUUGGCUUCUAUACAGGCUCAUUAGCCCUCGUGGCUGAUGCUUUCCACUAUCUGAGUGACAUCGUUGGCUUUGCUGUUGCUCUCGCUGCUGCCAUUGUCGCAGAGAAAGCCUCAGUACCUCCGUCUUUAACAUUCGGCUGGCAGCGAGCGCAACUACUGGGUGCCUUCUUCAACGGCGUUCUAUUACUUGGCCUAGGCAUCAGCAUCUUCCUACAGUCUAUUGAAAGGUUCAUCAGCUUGCAGCGAGUUGAAAACCCCAAAUUGGUCAUGAUCAUCGGUUGCGUGGGCUUUGCCCUCAAUCUGAUUAGUGUAUCAUUUCUACACGAGCAUGACCACGGCCACGAACACAAGAUUGGCCACAAUGAUCCUGAAGACGAGCGCGAGAAUCACGAUGACAAUGGCCAAAUAAUUCCAGAGGAACCAGCCCCUGUCAACAAGAAGCACCUCACCCACAAACACCACGCAAAUGCGACUUCCCUCCAGCCUCAGAAGAACUUCGACCUUGCUCUGAUGGGCGUCUUCAUCCAUAUCAUGGGCGACUGUGCGAACAAUGUCGGGGUGAUCAUUUCAGGACUGGUCAUUUGGCUGACCAACUACGGCGGCCGGUAUUAUGCCGAUCCGGCCGUCAGCAUGGCCAUCGCCAUUAUGAUCUUUGCCUCUUCGUUGCCCUUGGUGAAAAGGGCCGGGCUGAUUCUGCUUCAAAGCGCCCCCGAGGGUGUUGAGCAAGCCCAUGUCAAAUCUGAUUUGGAGCAGAUUCCUGGAAUCGCCGCGGUCCAUGAGCUUCAUAUUUGGCGCCUGGACCAAAAAAAGUCUCUUGCCUCGGCACACCUCGUCCUCGAUGAGAGCGGCGAUCAAGCUGAUUUUGAUGCGCUGGCUAAAACGGCAAUGGAGUGCUUCCACGCCUACGGUAUUCACUCGGUGACGCUUCAACCAGAGAUUCUUCGAGGCCGCACGGCAGCGGAACAGGCCGGGAACUCGUCGGGUCUAGAAAAGGCCCGAUUUGUUGAUUUAUUGCCUAGUUUUGAAGUCGCAAAUCAUCUCAUCAACCUCUACAUGUCAACCUACGAGACAACGUUCAGAGUGGUGCACGAGCCCUCUUUUCUCCAAGACUGGGCAAGCUUCUGGGACUCGAGGCUAGAAGAUUCGAGACGAUCCGGGUCGGAGGACAUUCUUCUUGCAAAAUAUUUGACGAUGAUGGCUUGCGCAAGUUGUCUCGCCAAUGACACUUUUAUUCUCGCCGCGGGCUCGGACCAGACGGCACUUUCGCAACUCUCCCAUAAAUGGCUGCAAGCCGUCGUAUUGUGGUUGGAUUCGAUCCCAGAGCAUGCUCUCCUAGAUCUCCACGUCAUGCAAGUCAAGUGCUUGUUGGUGACGGCUCGUCAGGCCAUCGCAUGGUCCGGCGAUCUCGUCGGUAUCAUGGCGGGCUCGCUCAUACGAGAGGCGGUCAUGAUGGGACUCCAUCGUGACCCAGCACUCUUCUCUAACAUGUCCCCGUAUUGGGCAGAGACUCGUAAACGCCUAUGGCUGACGGUUGUUGAGACUGAGCUUCAGCUGUCGCUCCAUUUAGGCAUUCCUUUGGCACUUUCGUGGGAAGACUUUGACUGUCCGUUGCCGAUCAAUAUCGAAGAUGAGCACUUUUCACCCAGCUCCACCUCGAUGCCUCCAGAGCGAGACAUUUCAACUCUCACAAAGACGACUUUCCAGAUUGUUCUAGCCCAGAGUCUACGAGUGAGAAUGGAAAUUUCGAAACUGAUCAAUCGCGCUCGGCUUAGGAUGGACUCGAAUGAAAUCAUGAGUCUCAGUGAUUCUCUGAUGAGCAGCUUGAACGAGGCCCCGGCGCAGCUACGCGACGAUUCUGGGACAGGAGACGCCAGAAACUAUGCUUUCCAAAGAUCGUUUUAUAUGUUUCUCAUAUGGCGUUCCAUGCUGGCGCUUCACCGGCCAGUCUUUUUGAACCUGGUCGAUGUCGGGAAAGAAGUUUACUCUGUCUCGCGAAUGCAUUGCGUCCAGGCCAGCGUAGCCUUGUUGGCGCAAUUGGAGCUUGUUUCGCAAAUCUCGGCUGAUGUGACACCUCGCCCAGUCGACAUGUUUUUGCCACAUGUACUGCGCCUGAAAGGGGGGCUCUUUCAGGAUGACAUCUUCCAUGCCGCGCUUACUGUUUGCCUGGAACUCCGUCUCGAGCUGAAGGACAACCAACCGUCGCUCCUUACCGGCCGAAUCUCCAACCUCGUCAGUCAAAGUGCCCUAUUUCAUCGCAAGGCGUUGUUUCAGAGUAUCGAGAAUGCUUUGGAGUACUUCAAGAACAAGGUACAGUGGGAAGCUCGCGCAUGCAAGACCUUUACCACUCUGUGCAUACUCCACAUGAAUUUGGAAAGCCAGUUUGCCACGCGCGCUGCACCCGUGACCAACGGAGGCGCAUCAUCAAGCCGGCCGGCUUUGAGUAUAGAGGAGGCCUGUCCACUGGCUUCCCGUCGUUGCCUCGAGUUACUCGAGGGUACCAGGCACAAUAGCCACCGGAACCCGAUCCACGAUGAAGAUGACGACGCAUCUUUGCCAAAUUCCGGUCCAGACGAGGUGGUUCCAGGUAGUGCUCCUUGGAAUGGUGACAUAAUGACGGAUAUGUCGAAUAAGGAGAUGAGGGAUCUCGCUCUGGCAAGUGUUUACAGCAAUCCGGCCGGCCUCAUCCUCGGCGGCGGCUUUGCCUCCGUCGCGGCCCGUCGCAUCCUGGCUGCUUUCCUGACGGGUGGUGAUAUCGGUACUCUGCUCGCUGACUACAUAACCGCGGGUCUGCAGGUCACCGUGGGCUCUUGGAGCAGUCGGAGCGGCGUGAAGCCCUUGCGCGGCCAGGGCCACUAUAUUCCAGGUCAGAGCAGUGCCUUUUUGGCUCAUUGGUUUUGUCACUUACGAGAUAGGAAAUAG